AUGUGCGCCCUUUACGGUAUCCAGAGUCUCCCAAGACUGGUCCUCGUCUCUUUCCUUGUGUCACUGGCGGCGUGUUCCUCGGCGGCCUCCCACCCAGCUGAGUCGCACUCCACCCUUCCUGCUUACCGCAACGCAUCGCUGUGCGUCGAUGAAAGAGUCGACGACCUCCUGAGCCGGAUGACCCUCGAAGAAAAAGCCGGCCAAAUGUUUCAUACCCAGAUAUUCACCGGUCCAAACGGCACAUUUGACCCAGGUGACCCCUCGCAAAACCGUGCUAGCACCAUCGACCGCGUGACCACGAAGUUCAUGACCCAUUUCAAUGUGGCCUUUAGCACAGCGUCCACAAAAGACACCGCCGAGUUCGUCAAUCGCCUUCAGAGGCUCGCACUGGGCACGCGGCUCGGCAUCCCCAUCACGCUCUCCACAGACCCCCGCCAUGCCUUCCACGACAACGUCGCUGCCGGCUUCUCCGCUGGCGAUUUCUCGCAGUGGCCCGAGAACAUCGGGCUGGCAGCUAUCCGGGACGCAAAACUGGUCCGUAAAUUCGGCGAGAUCGCCCGCGAAGAGUACACGGCUAUUGGGAUCCGGGUCUCACUGCACCCCCAGGUUGACCUAACAACCGAGCCGCGCUGGGCACGCACAAACCACGGGUUUGGCGAGGACGCGCAGCUCACUGCGACAUUGUUAGACGCCUAUGUCCGCGGGUUCCAAGGCGAUACAUUCGGGGCACACUCGGUCAGCACGGUCACGAAGCACUUCCCCGGCGGCGGGCCGGCCGCCAACGGCGAGGACUCGCAUUUUGAGUACGGGCAGAACUCGUCGUACCCCGGGAAUAACUUUGAGUACCAUCUUAUCCCGUUCAAGGCGGCUAUUGCUGCGGGAACGCGGCAGAUGAUGCCGUAUUACUCUAGGCCUCAGGGUACGCAGUUCGAUGCUGUGGGGUGGGCUUUUAACAAACAGAUUAUCACGCAGCUUCUUCGCGAGGAACUGGGCUUCGACGGCAUUGUGGUCACAGACUGGAGUAUCAUUACUGGCUCUGGUGCCGGCGGCGAAUGGGUCCCUGCUCGGGCAUGGGGUGUACAGGAGCUCAGCGAGUCCGAGCGCGCUCUGCUCGUUCUCAACGCAGGCUGCGACCAAUUCGGGGGUGAAGAGCGGCCCGAUCUCAUCGUUGACCUUGUGCACCGGGGUCUAGUCUCAGAAGAGCGAAUCGACCAGUCCGUCCGCCGCCUCCUCCGCGAGAAAUUCCUGCUUGGUCUUUUCGAGAACCCAUUCGUGGACGUUCAGGCCGCGCAGCAAAUCAUCGGCAACGCGUACUUCAGGAAACUAGGCGACCAGGCCCAGCGCCGCGCGUACACCCUGCUCACGAACAACAACUCCAUCCUCCCCCUCAACCACAACACCAACACAAAGUUCUACAUCGAGGGCUUCAACAAGACAUACAUGGAGAACCGGAAUCUGACACUCGUAGACACACCCGCUCAAGCAGACUACGCCCUUCUCCGUCUCAAUGCCCCCUACGAACCCCGCAACAACACGCUCAUCGAGACAUUCUUCCACGCCGGGUCGCUCGAGUACCCAGAGGCCGAGAAGCAGCGUCAGGCAGGCAUUUACGCCGCCGUCCCAACAAUCGUCGAUAUCCUGCUUGACCGGCCCGCUGUCGUCCCGGAGGUUGCUGGAAGCGCGGCCGCGCUCCUGGGCAGUUAUGGGAGUAGCGCCGAUGCGUUUUUGGAUGUUGUCUUUGGGGUUGCGAAGCCCGAGGGGAAAUUACCGUUUGAUUUGCCGAGGUCUAUGCAGGCUGUUGAGGACAAUAUGGAGGAUGUGCCGUUUGAUACGAGGGAUCCGGUGUUUAGGUUUGGGUUUGGGCUGGCGUAUCCGGAUUCUUGUGCGGGUGCGUCUGGCGGUGCUUGCUUUUCAUAG
This is a messenger RNA of Aspergillus mulundensis, 1917 nucleotides long. RefSeq names its product glycoside hydrolase family 3 protein. Lineage: Eukaryota; Fungi; Ascomycota; Eurotiomycetes; Eurotiales; Aspergillaceae. The coding region runs from base 1 to 1917 and encodes 638 amino acids. Gene Ontology annotation, biological process: glucan catabolic process. The transcript has a single exon. Gene Ontology annotation, molecular function: beta-glucosidase activity. The record is from RefSeq and is a predicted model, not a curated record.